Messenger RNA from Equus quagga, 4413 nucleotides. It is a transcript of the gene TBL1X, whose product is annotated as transducin beta like 1 X-linked. Gene Ontology annotation, molecular function: transcription corepressor activity; protein binding. The transcript is spliced from 7 exons. The coding region runs from base 1 to 999 and encodes 332 amino acids. NCBI's taxonomy places the organism in Eukaryota, Metazoa, Chordata, Mammalia, Perissodactyla, Equidae. Gene Ontology annotation, cellular component: histone deacetylase complex. Gene Ontology annotation, biological process: regulation of transcription by RNA polymerase II. The record is from RefSeq and is a predicted model, not a curated record.
AUGGGUGACGGAAGGGCUCACCCCGAGACGGCACAGCCCAUCCUGGUGCCCAAGGAAGGCUCCAAGCAGGGGACCUUGGUCCUCCGGGGAGCAGACUAUGAGCCAGAGGUCCCAACGAGGCAGGACUGUGCCAGAUGCAUAGAUGCCAAGGUCUCUUAUCCCACGUGGUCUUUGAGCAGUGCCCCUCCUGAUGGAGGCAGCUCACAGCCUGAGGCAGACCCAGGAGGCUGUGUUUACACCCUGCUGCUUUGGAGAGGUGGCGCCUUUCUUCUGGGGCUGUCCUCAAAGUGGUCCCCAGUGGAUACACCUCUUGGGGCUGCUGGAGCUCUGUGCUCAAUCAGUAAAUGCAAAUGUCCACCCUCUCCUCCCUGCUCCACAGCCCCUGCUCUCGAUGUAGACUGGCAGAACAACACUACCUUUGCCUCCUGUAGCACAGACAUGUGUAUUCACGUCUGCAGGCUCGGCUGUGACCGCCCCGUCAAAACCUUCCAAGGACACACAAAUGAGGUCAAUGCCAUCAAAUGGGAUCCUUCUGGAAUGUUGCUAGCAUCUUGCUCUGAUGACAUGACAUUAAAGAUCUGGAGUAUGAAGCAGGAUACAUGUGUCCAUGACCUUCAGGCUCACAGCAAAGAGAUAUACACCAUAAAAUGGAGUCCCACCGGACCAGCCACCAGCAACCCAAACUCCAACAUCAUGCUAGCAAGUGCUUCGUUUGAUUCCACGGUUCGACUGUGGGAUGUCGAGCGAGGCGUUUGCAUCCACACGCUAACCAAGCAUCAGGAACCUGUCUACAGUGUAGCUUUCAGCCCUGACGGGAAAUAUUUGGCCAGCGGCUCCUUUGACAAGUGCGUGCAUAUCUGGAAUACUCAGAGUGGAAGUCUCGUCCACAGCUACCGUGGCACUGGCGGCAUCUUUGAGGUUUGCUGGAACGCCCGAGGGGACAAAGUGGGCGCCAGUGCGUCCGACGGCUCUGUGUGUGUUUUAGAUCUGCGAAAGUAAACACAAAAUAUUGUAGAAAAAAGCAAAGAGUUCUAACGGACCAGCAGCGAACAUGUGGGGUUCAGCACCCUCAGACAGUCCUGUCAGCUCCCAAACUGUACGAACUUGACUUGGUUAGAGUGGACUUUGGAAUCCACUCAUCCCUGGCCGCAGGAGUCUAUAUUUUGUCGUAACCUUCAUCAAGAAGUUUCAAACAGAAACAUACACACAGUCAUAUUGAAAGGGGAAAGAAUGGUUUCCACCUGGAACAUUCAGCCUGCACACGAAGCUACCAGCCAGACAGUGCACGGUUUGGGUUCCAUCCAGAACAGGCUCUGAUGGCUAAGAGGAAAAAAAAAAGCUGUGCCAAAUAAAGAAAAAAAGAGAAAAGUGCUGUGAUAAACCAAAAGGAAAGGGGAAAAAAAUUCCUCCACGUGGUGGGUUUUUUUUUCCCCUUGACAAUUUGGACACUACAGUUGCUCUCACAAAAGAUGUUCAAAGACCAGUUUGUACCGAUGAAACGUGCAUUUGUAAUCCCAACACUUUGUAUUUUCUAGAAUCUUCUUUGUCCAGUGGUUUUUCUAUUGGCUGGAAUCCUGUCGUCUGGGGGCCUUUCAUCUGAGAUGGAAACUGUUUGGCUUGUUGCUUCCUUCCUCCUGUUUUCUGCCCCUCCCCGUCUUUCCUUUUUCGGUGUGGUUGCGAUUUGCAGUCCACGCUCAGUAGAUGCAGCCUCGUGGACAUGACGACAAAAUCUUUGACACGACGAUAAAAAUCUUUGACGGACAGCUUUCUCCCUCCCCCGGCCCCCACCCCCCUCUCUGUGUCCCUCUCUCAUAGUUGCUUCAGAUCCUAGGUCUCAAGGGCACUUUGGGCGCAUAAGUGCUUUAUGUAAGAAGGCAGGGCAGGGGGACUUUUUACAGAAGAAAAAAAAUGACUUAUAAGAGAAAGAGCCCGGAGUAUUUUUGGAAAAAGAAAAUAUUUUUAUGUUAAAGCAAUUUUAAAAUCCGAAAAGGGCCAUCAGACAUAGAGAGCUUUGUGUGAUUCAUAUUUUAAAUAAGUUUUAGGAAGCCACAGGCAGGGGCUGAGGUAGCUUUUCCCUCUCCCUUCAGCUUCAUGAGAGGUGGUUGGCACUCUGGGCAGAAGAGAGUCAGUCCUUGGCUCGGCAGCCACAGAAGAGGCCCCGCUCUGUGGCUCCAGGACGAGCAGGCGUCCUUUGGGGCACGGCCACCUUCGGAGCUGGCAGGAGAGAAGCGAAAAACAGGACCCUCUGGCCCCGAGAAGCAUUCCCCAAACCUGACUGUACCGAAGAAGCCAUCAGAACCGACAGCCCGGCUCAGGCUACAUCUUUUUCGACAUAUUUUUCGCAGCAGUGUAACUACCAAUGGCCGCUUCACCGAGAGCAGGCUGGCAGGUCCUUGCCAGGCUGACGGUGAGGGCCCCUGGAUCUCACUUGGUCUGUUAAUGACAAAAAUGCACGGAGAUGGAAGAUUUUUCAACCCUGAAGGUAAAUUCUCUAGGUAGAAUGUCACUAAUAAUUUCUGCCAUUUUCAUCAUUUCCUUCCCUCACAAGGGACUAGGAGAAAGCUUUUCUUUAUUUUAAUAGUGAAUCUUUUUACUGUUUUUAAAAAGUUAAACAUGGUUUUGUGUUCCUAGAGGAGUUUCCCUUCCUUGGAUCAGGUGACCUUUGUACUCUUGUUGUCAUACCCCGCCGCUGACCCAUCGGUUAAAUUAGCCGGGGAAAGGACUGGAGGCCUGGGCGUCUUCUCUCAUCCUCUGCCUGCGGGUGGAGGAAGGGAUGGGGAGGUUGGCCAGGCCUGGGGGUGCUGGCAUUGGGCAGGUUUCAGCGGGGGUGUGUUCCAGCAACGAAACAGGAUGUUAUUCAGAGGUGGCGUCCAUCCGUGGAGCCACAAGGCCACCGUCAGGGCAGAGUGCAGGCCUCCUGCAGAACUUGGAGGGUGCCGGGACCAGCUGUGGGAGCCAGGCCGCGUUCGUCCUUCUCAGAUCACGGGUGGGCCUCCACGUGGAUAUGCGAAUUACUCCAGCCCCAGCUGUGGAAGACCAAAGAGCGCUCUGUUGAUUUCUUCGGUAGUUGAUUCAGACUCUGUUACUAAACUCUUAGCAAAGGUCAGAGUUCUGUGGAGUCACCCAUCUUUGAAGCUAGCAGGCACCCCCAGGUACAUUGAUAGUUUCCUGACCCAAGAAAUCAUUAGGCUUGGGAUGUAGUUUGUGGGGGUCCAGAUGAACACCAUCUUGACCCCUCCCCAAAUAAAAAUGUAUUCAUCUCUGCAGAGCCUCAGCUGUCGAGGGUCGGCCCGUGGUCAGGACACGGCUUGUAUGUGACAGGCCACACACUGCUGUGGGGUGGCGAUGGUAGGACGUACUAUAAGGGGCUCACUAGACAAUCCACACGUAAAGGUCGUAGCCAGGGUCUCGCUGAAGUGUUGGCUUUAGCCACUUGACAGAUCUGAACCACUUGGGAAUGGUUAGGUGGGAGCCAAGGGCUGCAAGGCAUGGACCACAUGGGCUUGAUCCUCUGCACAGAAGUGAACCUGACAAUGAUGGAGGCAGACUGUCCACAUCCCUGGCUUCGUGACCAGCCAUCGGAGGGGAGCUCACCGCAGGCCACACGGGGGACCAAGCCUGAGAACGCAGUCGGCGCCCCUCAGAUCCAUCCCCGUUCUCAGCUGAAUGACAGCUAUUGAUUGCACCUCUGAUGUUUGCCUGCCAGCGUCCGCCCUGCCGGAAAAGUCAGGACCUUGAGCUUUGUCCUCAAGGGGUGGCCCAUGGGAGUGAUAGUGUUUGACGUUGUUUACAGCGCUUAAAAAUUCUGAGUAAUGCUCAAGUCUUAGUGACCAAAUUUAACCUUGAUUCUGAAAACAGACGUAUCCAGAACCUUUUGUUGGGUUUGAAGUGACCAAGAGCACACCCCGCACACACCUGGGACGGAUGCUGCGCCCCACCCCGGGGACGUUACAGGGUUUCACCCCUCUGACCCCACACGACAGCUAGGACUUGACUUUCGUUUUGUCUCUAAAGAUAGAUCACGGAGCCAAGGGAAGUGCACUUUGUCAAACGUAAGCGUCUGCUUUGUUCCUUGUUAUUUCUCUCUUUUCUAACCUUUUGUUCCACCUUUUUUUUAAUCGUGUUUCUUGUCAAAUGCAGAAAUGUUACUUCCGCCACUCUCUGAUGUUUCGAAUUCUGGCUUCUGCGGUUUUUAUUGUCUGUGUCAGACGUGCAGCCAGAUGUGGUUCUCUGUCAGCCUUUCCCAGAUUCUGUUCCAUCCACAUUGACCCCCGUUCUGUUCUCCCUCCACCCCACUCACCCUCACGCUCUCUGAGAAAAAGAAUCACCUUGUGUGUUGUAGCUCAUUUGUUUCAAGAGAGAAUCAACAGAUCAUAUUCAGUGUGUUGAAUAAAUUGCUCUAUUUUGAUAUUA